Messenger RNA from Entamoeba invadens IP1, 681 nucleotides. Its product is annotated as zinc finger protein, putative. The transcript has a single exon. Lineage: Eukaryota; Evosea; Mastigamoebida; Endamoebidae. Gene Ontology annotation, cellular component: nucleus. The coding region runs from base 1 to 681 and encodes 226 amino acids. The record is from RefSeq and is a predicted model, not a curated record. Gene Ontology annotation, biological process: regulation of transcription by RNA polymerase II.
AUGGUGCGUAUGUCUCCCAUCUUUCGGAAGCACGAUCCUAAUUCCAAGAAGCACGAGUGUCUUGAAUGUGGGAAGAAGUUUCGGACAGCCUCUGAAGUACGUCGUCAUCAAUCCACGCACAGUGGUGUGAAGAACUAUCAAUGUCCUAUCGAGUCAUGUGGGCGUUCUUUUACGACGAAUUCAUAUCUUCAAAUUCAUCUUAAAAGUCACAAAACAGCAGAGAGUUUUCAAUGUACGAAGAAAGGCUGUUCUAUGAAGUUCUUUUUAAAAACUGAUUUAAUCGAACACGUUAAAACGUGUCAUAAAGACGUCACAAGUGGGUGGGGAAAGCCCGCCUUUUGUUGUCCAUAUGAUGGAUGUCCUAUGGCAUUCGAGUACCCAAGUUUCUUAUAUAAGCAUUGCGCAGCUCAACAUCAGAAGAGUGAGUACAUGUGUGGCUUUGAUAACUGUUACUGUUCCUUUGAUAGAUUCGAACUCUUUUUGGAUCACUUGAAAGUCGUCCAUAAGAUGUCUGAAGAAGACUAUAAAGAGGAAACUGUUGAAUGCGAGCUCUGCGGUGUCCCAGUCUUAAAACGUGCUCUUCAACAACACAUGAGAAAGGCCCACUCAACCAAAUUCGUCAAAGCCGACGAAGAUGGAAAUUUGGUCGUCGACAAGGACAAACAGUGGUUCAAAGUAUAG